This is a messenger RNA of Yamadazyma jaroonii, 513 nucleotides long. The record is from the annotation of a GenBank genome assembly. NCBI's taxonomy places the organism in Eukaryota, Fungi, Ascomycota, Pichiomycetes, Serinales, Debaryomycetaceae.
AUGAUUGGUAGAAGAUUCAUAUCGACCAGUAAAAGGAUAUUUCAAAAUCCUUUACCUUCAACUCCUGAAAUGAAACAACAAUUCAACAUUAAAAAAGUUGAUAAAAAAUCUUUAGAUUCAUUAUUUGAAUUUUCUUCAAAUUUCAAAGAUCAAAAAUCUUCAUUACAAAUUGAAAAUAUAUUUACAAAGAAGUUUAAACAUGGUAAUAAUUAUAAUCCUUUCGAUUUUUCAAUGAACAAGUUAAACAUCGAUAGUUUGGCUAUUAAAUAUGAAAAAAAUAAAAAAAUCGAUCCAUUUGAAGUUAGUGGUAUAAAUCCUUUAGAUUUAUAUACCAUGCCAUUUAUAUUAUCAAGAUUUUUAACUACCACAGGACAGAUAUUACCAAGAUCAAUAACUGGAUGUUCAGCUAAGAAUCAAAAGAAAUUAUCUAUAGCAAUCAAAAGAGCUAGAGUGUGUGGAUUAUUGAGUUAUGUUCAUAAAGAUACUAAUUAUUUACCUGCCAGAAAUAUUUAA